Messenger RNA from Adineta ricciae, 1131 nucleotides. The record is from the annotation of a GenBank genome assembly. Lineage: Eukaryota; Metazoa; Rotifera; Eurotatoria; Adinetida; Adinetidae.
AUGAAAAGUGAUAAAGCGCAUAGACAAACAGUGCACAUUUUAUUGUAAUCAACCACGAGUACAUCAUCGUCAUCGUCAUCGUCAUCGUCAACAUCAUCAUCAUCGACAAUGACAACACUAACACCUGCAGUUUGGAGAGCAACUGCAACUCUAAACACUGCACGAUAUCAGCACACUGUUACACUUUUAUCCAAUGGUGCAGUUUUAAUUGCAGGUGGAUCCAAUGGUAGCGUACCUCUUGAUGGUGCUGAAUUAUAUGACCCUUCGACUGACAGUUGGACGAUAACCGGAAGUAUGAAUUCCGCUCGAUUUGGUCACACUGCAACACUUCUAACCAAUGGGAAAGUAUUAGUGACUGGUGGAUAUGGUAGUGUGGGUAUAUUGUACAGUACUGAACUAUAUGAUCCAUCAACAGGCAUCUGGAAAACAACAGGAGAUAUGGACAGUGACCGAGACUAUCAUACAGCAUCGCUUUUACCCAAUGGGAAAAUAUUUGUUGUAGGCGGAUAUAGUUUUCUUGGUAUUUUCGGCAAUGCUGAAUUAUACGACCCAUCGAUGGGGACUUGGAAGAUAGUCGUGAGGUUCUAUACAAAUCUGUUCAAUCAUACGGCAACGGUUUUACCAGACGGUACAGUCUUAAUUGUGGGUGGAUAUAGUACUAAGAUUCUCAGUAGUGCUACCUUGUAUGAUCCAUCAACCAGCACUUUGACAACAAAAGCAAAUAUGAAUACAGCACGAAGCAAUCACACUGCAACUCUCUUAUCAAAUGGAAACGUGUUAGUUGUGGGUGGAAAGAGUAUUAGCACUUUUCUUAACACUGCUGAAUUAUAUAACCCAUCAACAGACACUUGGACGAUGAUAUCAAAUAUGAGCACGGCACGAUCAAGACAUUCUGCAUCAUUCUUACUAAAUGGAACCGUUUUGGUCGCUGGUGGACAGAACAAUGGAAGUUCUUGUGUUGACAGUGCUGAAUUGUAUAAUCCAAUAACAGGCAUUUGGACAAUGAUACCACGUAUGAAUACUGCUCGAGCAUAUCAUACUGCAUCAGUUUUACUCGAUGGAAGAGUUUUAGUGGCAGGCGGAUUGAAUAUUGGUACGAAUAAUGCUCUCAACACCGUCGAGUUUUAUUAG